Molecule: messenger RNA, 12745 nt
Organism: Drosophila eugracilis
Lineage: Eukaryota; Metazoa; Arthropoda; Insecta; Diptera; Drosophilidae
Gene: btv
Product: cytoplasmic dynein 2 heavy chain 1
Biological process (GO): microtubule-based movement
Cellular component (GO): dynein complex
Molecular function (GO): ATP binding; dynein intermediate chain binding; dynein light intermediate chain binding
Source: RefSeq, a predicted model, not a curated record
UGGAAACCGAAAGUUAACAAAAGGCGUUGGAAGCAGAAAACCUAAUUCAAUAUGACCCAGCGCACAAAAUUUAUUAUAAAUACUUCUGUGGAAUACUUUUCCGCCCGUUUGCCGGGCUCGGAGCUAGACGAGCAAACGGCCAUGAUUCUGGAGUUCCUGGAGCAGGAGGAGCACACUGUCAUCUCGGCUGUGCACAGUAAAUCCGAUGGCAAAAUCCGAUUCCACCAUCGCAUACCGAAUGAGGAGCUGUGCCUGCUGUUCUACAAGGUGCCGCAGGUGGGCCAAAAUCACAAGGAUGGUAAUAGUGAGCCACUGCUAGGCAUUUUAACCCUAGAAGGGGGCCUGGUCAAGUCGAUUUACAAUUCUGUUUCUCGAGUAUUCUCGCCCUCUGCCAACUCAGCCCGGCGCAGUGAAUAUGGACCCGAGUUGAGUGGAAUCCUGGAAAACUUGCACCAGAACUUGGGAUCCAGCUUGGGUUUACCACAGAGCGGUAUUACAAGUCUGCGGGACGAGAUAAAAUAUUGGAAACAAAAAUUGGGACAAAAGUAGUCUCGCUUGGACCGAGAGGCCGCUCAAGUUUUCAUUGGCGUUUUGGAAAAUAUCGAAAAACAAAUCAGCACCAUUGACGGGAAUAAUCCUAGUGGCACGAUAGAAGAGUUCCUCGACCAUGCCCACAACAAUCUAGAUGAAUUGUGGCGACUGCCCUACAAUUAUCCACAGCAACGGAUGUCGGAUCUCCUGGACAUCAUAGGAAAGCGGCUAUUGGAGGUUUGUUUAACCCAAUUGCUGGCCGAGGACAUUUGGAGUUUGAACUCCAGCCAUGUCAAUAAUCUAAUGGGUCAGAGCAUUGAUACGGUGGACGCCUGGAUACAGCUCUGCGACUCACUCACUCGACUCUUUUGGCCAAAUUAUGUAAAGCAUCCGUGGCUUGGAGAUCCAUAUGUGCCCAAAAGGGGACAGCAAUUUAAGGAACGACUCAGUGAGAUCCGGAAUAUUAAGCAGCUUUAUAAACAGAUUGCCACCUUACUCGAUGAUGCAGAGUUGCAGGAAAUGUUCCAGGAACAGGCUCCUUUCACGGACUUCAACAUCUUUGAUACGACGUCAUUGGGGCAAACUAAAUGGCACAAGGCAUUGCAGCACUUUGAACUGGUCCUUCAACCAAUUGAUGAACGAAUUGCUGCCGCUUUGAAGGGUCAAUUGCAUAACCACCUAAGUAAUCCACGUCAGGUGAUCUUCAUCUUUUCCAAGUAUGAGACUCUUAUCCAAAGACCUGCUGUUCUUGAAUUGCUGACCAUCGAAAGGGAGCAGUUUCUGCAAUCGCUGCAUAUCCUUUUGCAGGACUUACGCAAGGCGAUGGCGGAUUCGAAUAUGGAACCGGAUACGGGUCACUUGUCAGUGAUAUGCAACGAGUGCCGUUGGCUGAAGGUAGUUCAGCACCAGAUUCAGGAGAUCGAGAAGGUUAGCCAUUUGAUAAGUGGUCGCGAGGGCUUUGACAAGAUCAACAAGGCAGUGCAGGAAAUCAAAGAGGAAACUGAAUCCCUACUUCGCACUAACUUUGAGAUCUGGUCAGGACAGUGUUCCACAUCCGUCAAAAGCGGAGAGCUGCGACUUCGUGAUGAUCAAGCGGUUGUAAAAUUCGAAAAAGAAGGUCGUCAACUGAUGCGCGUAACUUUCAAUCCCAAGUUGGUGACCUUCUGCCAGGAUGUACGCGAGUUCGAGAAUCUCGGCUAUAAUGUUCCCCUUGAACUUCGAGCCGCUGCCACACAUGCAGCCAAAUAUAUGUGCUAUGCCCGCCGAUUGCAGCAGAUCGCCACAUUCCACAACACAAUUGGAGAUCGAAUGAUUCCCUGUCAGCGACCUAUUAUGCUGAAAAAUGCCUUGGAGCUGCAGCGUCUGGUCCAAAGCGAAACAGUCGCCUGGCAGGACGAAAAAUCCGUCCAGAAAUAUGUUGAUAUCCUGCAGGAAGCAGUUUCCAAACUCUCCACGGAUAAUACACUUCUUGUGGGAUAUCAUGAGCAGGCCAAGAGGACAGUCAUGAAACUUAUGUCCACCGAUCUUUUUACCCAAAACCAAAUUUGGAAAGACGAGCUGCGACAUCUCCGUGAACUGGUGGUUACUUUGGAACGUCAAGGAUAUACCCACUUGGAUGCUUUCAAGCUGCACUGGGAUCACCAGCUGUACAAAGUUCUGGAAUAUCAAUAUAUUCUUGGUUUACUCGAUAUGAACAACAAACUACCGGAUAUACAUGUAAAGCUGAUUCUGCGCCAGAGAGAACUUGUGUUUAGUCCGCCGGAAGAGGAAAUUCGUGAUUUGUACUUCAGUCAGCUGAGACGCUUUAUUGAGAGACCUUGUAAUUUCCAUGGAUUAUCGGAACACAGUCAGGAACUCUUCAAGUCCAUGGUCACUGUGAACCGUAAUCAUUUUGGACCCUUAUAUCAAAGAGCAACUGAAUUGUUUGACAAACUGGAGGAUUUCAAAACCAUUUGGUUGCCAUGGAUCGCCUUGGGUUGUGUGGACGUCGAGCAGCUUUGCGGAAUUCACCUUAAUGAAGCCGAUGAUUGGGAUCGCAAUUUUAGGUCCUGCAAGCACUUCAGUCAACAAUUUGCAAAGCUGCAGCAGGCGGAGGAAUCCAUCGAUUGCAUUGUGAUCAAUGUGCUGCCUUUGAGAUCUGAUAUCGAAUACAUCAGCAGACGUUAUUGGGAGUCUCUGGCGAAUAGUUUGAGAACAGCUAUCCUGACGGAUGUGAGUUCAAUCCAGGAAUUCCUGCAGAGCGCCCUGCAGUUUCUUCAAAACGUGCCCAUGGAUGAGGGCAGCAUUAGCCAAUCGGGAAUGAAGUACGAAAAGAUAAUGAGUGAGCUACCGCAUAUCGAGAAAACUUUGGAGGCGGUAAGGGAAAAGGAUGCCUGUCUGGCAGGUUGGUGCAAGGAAAGGGUCACCGCUCUCACCGGAAUCGUGCAACAAUGGGAACAACUGCACCCUCUUCUGGAUAAUCAUGCUGUGAUUCUCCAACGACAAGUAGACAUAAUCAAAAAUCAGGCCGAGACGCAAUUGCAAAAUCUCAAAAACGAAGCAGAAAAAUUUUUGCUCAGAUGGGAAUCCACAAUAUCUGAACUGGAGGCCAAUGAGAAUUCUACUUUGGAGGUCUUCAAGGAACGCAGACAGCACUGGAAACAACUGCAGGAGAAAAAGAAGAGUUUGCUGGAGGAGUGCUCCAAGUUUAACAUGGAAUUCCCAUCAGAAAUGCUUAAUCCCUUCAUAGAAAUAGAUGAGCAAAUGGAGCAGCAAUCACUGCAAUGGCAGGUCUAUGAUAGUUUUCUCACUGAACUGCAGCCAAUUCUUCAGGAGGAAUGGGCCAUUUACAGGCGACGUCCUUAUGUCCUGAAUGAGUUUAUUGGCAAGUGGGAGAGUUCCGUUCAUGCCUCGAUUGAUUUGCCCUCCAAAAGAAUCCGGCAGCAGGUGGAGCGCAUUCAGUCGGCAUUGCCAAUUCUUCAACAACUUCAAUCGGAUUCUUUGAGUGAACGCCACUGGGCUAGGAUAUUUCAGCUUCUUAAACACAAGGAUCCCAAGCCACUGCAUUCUAUUCUCCUUCAGGAUAUCUUACAGGAUUUCGAUGUCCUUCAAUCGGCUGCUCAAGAGAUCAGCAGUAUAGUCAGACAAGCUUCUAGUGAACAAAUUGUGCGACAGGCACUGGUGGAACUCGAUCAGUGGUCAGUCACGGCCCAAUUGAAAUUGAUCACUAGAACGGAUGCUUCUGGCCAGAGUGUUUCCCUGAUCAAGGACUACCAGGAGGUGCUGAACAAGAUAGGGGAUAAUCAGUCCCUGUUGCAAUCCGCCAAGAACUCCGCUGCUUUCGAUAGCUUUUCUGAUCAGGCUGAGCUUUGGGAGAGUCGUUUAAACACAUUAGAUGCACUUCUAAGUAGCUUAAAUCAUUCCCAAAGACGUUGGGUGUACUUAGAGCCAGUCUUUGGAUCUGGAACCCUGCAACAGGAACAGGCACUAUUUAAGCGCAUCGACAAAGACUUUCGUUUCGUGAUGCGGGAAAUCGAAAUGGACCCGCGAGUCACUUCUCUGACAAAGAUUAAUAACAUUACCACCAUCGUCAAUGCACUGGAGACCCAAUUGGCCAGGUGCCAGCAAAACCUGAUGAGCUACAUAACCGAUAAACGCAACUCCUUCCCCCGCUUCUACUUCCUGGGCGAUGAUGAUCUACUCGAGCUGCUUGGACAGGCCAGCAAGGAUGCAGAUGUCAUCCAAAGGCAUAUCCGUAAACUGUUCCCCGGCUGCCAAAGCCUGAGCAUCCGGCAGGUGGCUUCUAAUCCUACCUCCGAUAUUAAUCAGUACAGCAUUAUAUCCGUGCACAGUGCCGAAGGCGAUGAGCUCAAGCUAAACCAGCCCGUGGAGAUGAAGGGCGACAUCGAGAGGUGGCUAAAUCAUUUAGUGGCAGUAGUGCAGGAUACUCUGCGUGAUCAAAUUUACGAGUGCUACACCAACACCACCGGCGGAAGUGAUAACCUUGGGGAGAACAUCCUUAAGACCUAUGCCAGCCAGGUGUUGGCCACAUCCAGGGCGCUUCACUUCACUCGCCAGGCGGAACAGGCCAUUGGUGGCAUGACGUUGGGAAAACUGCAGCAGCAGCUAAAGGAUGAAAUCACCCACCUGGCUGCCCUGAAACACAAAUCCCAAAACGGAACGCUGAUCAGCCUCAAACUAAGAGCCCUUCUUCUGGACUUAGUACACUACUCCGGGGUGGUGGAGCAGCUUCAGAAACACAAUGUGGUCCACACCAGCGAUUGGCACUGGCUGUGUCAACUCAGAUAUUACCUUGGGAAAAUGGGUGGCACAUCGGGCGGAGUUAAUACCAAUCGACAAGUUUGCGUCCGCAUGGUUUAUGCCGAAUUCGAAUACGCCUACGAGUUUCUAGGCCAGGCCAGCAAGUUGGUGCACACGCGGCUCACCCACCGUUGCUAUCUCAUCCUCACGCAGGCUAUGCACAUGGGCCUGGGCGGUAAUCCCUUUGGCCCGGCUGGCACGGGGAAGACGGAGUGCGUCAAGGCCUUGGGGGCCAUGCUGGGUCGUUUGGUGUUGGUUUUCAAUUGCGACGAGAAUGUGGACGCCGAAUCGAUGAGCCUCAUCCUCACUGGCUUGGCACGCUGCGGGGCAUGGGGCUGCUUUGACGAGUUCAACCGACUACAGGAGGCCACUCUUUCGUCCAUCUCCAUGCUGAUUCAACCCAUCCAGAGCGCCCUGAAGGAAAGAGCCAAUAGCGUCCAGAUUGGUGAACGACAGGUCCAGCUUAAUCAACACUGCGGCAUCUUUGUAACCCUGAAUCCGGCCGGAGGCGAGUACGGUGGUCGCCAAAAGCUUCCCGGCAACAUCCAGGCCCUAUUCCGACCCAUUGUGAUGCAGCAGCCGGAGCCUGGGGAAAUCGCCCGGGUUAUGCUCUUCGUCGAAGGUUUUUCCGAGGCCUCUGCCAUUGCAUCCCGCAUUGUAGAGCUGUUCGAUUUGUGUGGCAAGAUGCUAUCUGCCCAGAGGCAUUACGAUUGGGGACUUCGGGAACUGAAGACUGUACUGCUGGUAUGCGGGGAGGGUUUGAGGGGACAAUUAACCAGUGAGGAAAACAACCAGACUACUGCUAACGAGGAGAUGUCGGUGGUGGUUCGCUGUUUGCGUUCAUCCACCAUGUCCAAGCUGGCCCCCCACGAUGUCACUCGAUUUGAGAUGCUGCUCCGAAAUGUUUUCCCCGAGAUUGGCAGCUCACCCGCGCCAGAAACUCUGCUCCAUCAAUCUCUAUCCGCCGCUUUUGCGCAACUGGGACUCUGUCGAAGUGAGAGGCAAAUUGAAAAGGCUUUGCAACUGCACGAACAGCUUCAAAAACGGAUGGGAGUGGUAUUAGUGGGACCACCAGGAUGUGGAAAGUCCACUAUCAUGGCGCUCCUUAAACAAGCUCUGAGUGGAUCCCAACUAAAAGUGCACACCAUCAGUCCGAAGUCCAUGAGUCGGAUUCAAUUGCUGGGACGUCUGGAUGCCGAUACUCGUCAAUGGCAGGACGGUGUACUCACCCACACAGCGGUGGCAGUCAAUCAAGAGCCAUCGCAAAUCCACUCGUGGAUCGUGUGCGACGGAAGCAUCGAUCCAGAAUGGAUAGAGGCACUCAACUCGGUUCUAGACGAUAACAAGCUCUUAACUUUGCCAUCGGGCUGGAGGAUUCAAUUCGGAAGUAACGUCAACUUUAUUUUCGAAACAGACGAUUUGAGGCACGCCUCACCGGCAACAAUUUCUAGGAUGGGGAUUGUCAACAUGAGCUAUGACUACUAUCCAGCUGAGGAGAUACUUAAACAUGAGCUGUCAAAGGAACCCUAUGGUGAUCUGUUGCAGAAUUACGUAGAUGGCAAUUUUCAAUAUGCCGUGGAUUGGCUCGAAAGUCAACUUUUGUUAAGUCAUCUACCCGGUAUAAAUCGUGUCCAUCUCCUGCGUUCCUUGUUAUUACAACUCCGUGGUUCCCAAUCUCUAGAGGAAUAUGGAGCAGCGACUCUUCGUGCUCUAUUUGGUUACAUACCCAACGCUCUGCAGAAAGAGUUUGCCCAACUGAUACUAAAGCGCGCCAAUCUUUACAUAGCCAACCUCAACUACGCGGAGCUAACAUAUUAUGAUGCCCGGAAAAAUUCCCUGGAACAAUAUCCUGUAGAUGCGAUGGAAGUAUCAGAAAAAGGCUCUCAAUUAAUAAUAACAUCUUAUAUGAAAUCAUAUUUGGACAUACUAGAAACCCUGCUGAAACCGCAGGGAAAUGUAAUCUCACCCUUUCUGUUAAUUGGUCCAAGUGGAUCUGGCAAAACACUACUGAUCCAAAGAGCAGUGCUAGAUAACUCUGGCUAUCAAUUAGCUACCAUAAACUGUUCCACCCAACUAACUCCUAGCUAUAUUUUACACACAUUGAAAACGCACUGCGUCACAGUGAGUGGAAUCAAAGGCAGAGAGUUUCGUCCAAAGCAAGCCAGAUUAGUGCUCUUCAUGAAAAACUUGGAUCUCUGCCAACAGGAUUCUUGGGGAGCUUGUGAAGUGGUAGAACUACUACUCCAGUUGGCACAACGCGGAGGCUUUUACGCCGAGAAUCUCGAAUGGAUAGGGGUGAGUGGGUUGCAAAUAUGUGCCUCCAUUAGCGGAAAUCCUGGGAAAAUAGCACCGCGCUACUUUGCCAUCAAUCAGUUUUUGCGAGUUUCCCGGCCCACAAGCCAGGAUAUGCUAGAAAUUGUCCAGCGGCGAUUGGAAUCACUUUUGGAAGAGCACUUCAGGAGCACGAGAAAUCGAGGAGGGUCCGGGGUAAAUUUGCAGCACGUCAGCGAAAGCCUGAUGGAGUGCUUCGAGAAGCUCCAGGCGACUUUUACCACCGUGGGAGGCAGGCAGGCCCACUACCAGUUCAGUCCCAAAUGCAUCAUGAAGCUGCUGGACACUCUCGUCUUUUACCCCGCCAAUGAUUUUACUGAGGCUCUCUACUGCGAGCUUUUAGGCAUGUUCCGCGAUAGAUUGAUUAGCGAAGAGCAUGUCCAGCAAUUCGAGGCGAUACUCAAGCAAACGAUGCGCAAGUACUACGGCAAAGAGAAAGUGUUUUUCGUGCCUAAGUCUCAAAAGUCGCGGGGUCAACUGCAUUGCCUAACCCAUGACGAGUGGCUUGAGGAAGUUCAGCGUCAAGUGACUAUUUGCAAUGCCGAAAGCUACAGCAUAACUGCACCCAUCACAGAGGAACUUCUGAACAACACUGCUAGAAUAACCAGAGUUCUAUCACGAACCGAUGCCCACAUGCUUAUUUUGAAUCAAUCUGGUGGAAGACACCUGGACGCCAUAUACACGGCGGCUACGUUGCAGGAGGCUAAGGUGAUAACUUUGCAAGGGGGUCCCUCCUACGACCUUCCCGAAUUCUAUAACGAUCUUAAGGUGGCCAUGCAAACGGCUGCCUUGGAACAGCAGAUGAGUUAUCUUCUCAUCGAACAUUGUUGGCUGAGUUAUGUGCCAGAUAUUUUGAAGCCCAUUGAAGCCCUGCUAGAGGGAAGCGAAAUUCUUGAGCUUUUUGGCGAUGAUCUUGAAACCGUGGCCAGUACCCUAAAGCAGGCGGCACAGCUCGAGGGAUAUCAAGAAUCUUUGGGGGCAUACUUUAUGAAACGUGCCCGUGAGUACCUCCACAUCAUCCUCGUUUUGGAUCCCAAUAGUGCCACAGUACAGGAGUAUUUCAACAACUUUCCUGCCUUGCAUCGUCAAAUGGAUUUACUUUACGUGAGAGGAGAAUCGAGGGAAACCCUUGCUAUUCUACCCAAGCAAUACAUAGAAUUGCUUAACGAGUCCGUGGGAAGUGGGCGUGGCAAAGUGCCCGCUUGCAGUCACUUUGCAGACAUAUCGGAUGAACUACCCUCAGAUGAACCAUCCCAAAGAUACUACCAACUUAUCCGUAGUUACUUCCACAUCUACAGCAAUGCAGCCAAUGAAAUCGAUCAGAGAUUGGGAAAACUACAAAUGGGUGUUGAUAAACUGGCUUCGGCGCACGCUUUGGUGGAUACCCUAAAAUCCAAUGCAGCUGCACAGGAGCAGGCAUUGGGUGAAAAGCGACAAUUGGCCAACGAAGCUCUGGAAAUGAUUUCGUCAACAAUGAGAAAUGCCAAUGAACAGAAGUCUAGUAUGUUGGAACUGAAACAACAAACUCAAAAGAGCAGCGAACAAUUGAAGGUUCGUCAAAAGGAAAUCCAACAGGAAUUGGCAGAAGUGGAACCAAUACUGGCCGAGGCCAGUAAUGCAGUGGGCCAAAUAAAAUCGGAAGCUCUAUCCGAAAUCAGAUCGUUACGUGCUCCUCCAGAGACUGUUCGGGAUAUUCUGGAAGGUGUGCUUCGAUUAAUGGGCAUACGAGAUACAUCCUGGAACAGCAUGAAAACAUUUCUGGCCAAAAGGGGCGUUAAAGAGGAUAUAAGAUCUUUGGAUCCAGCUCGGAUUAGCCCGGAAAAUUGCGAAGCCGUUGAAAGAUUACUCCUGGCAAAAGGUGAUUCCUACGAGUCCAAAAACGCCAAGCGUGCUUCAGCAGCAGCUGCUCCCCUUGCUGCUUGGGUGCAGGCUAGUGUUCGAUAUUCCAGAGUGAUCCAGAGUAUCAAGCCCCUCGAAAGGGAACAGAAUGAAUUGCAGAAAAAUCUGAAUGCAGCCGAAGACGAAAUGCAGGAGUUGGCCAGUGGAUUGGACGACGUGGAUAAAAGGGUUAAGCAGCUAUCGACCAAACUACAAACUUAUACCCAAGAAGCAGCUGUUUUGGAGCUAAGACUCCAGGAGGCCAGUGGAACCUUGCAGGCUGCAGAACUUUUGGUCGGAAAACUAAGUGCAGAAUAUGCUACCUGGAGUGGACAGUUGGCGGAGCUUAAAAAAGCACACAAAACACUGGAUGCAAAGACUCUUUUGAUAGCCAUGGCUGUUAACUACUAUGCCGGAUUGGGCCUGGAAGAGAGAAGCUCCUCAAUCAAACGUCUGGCGGCAGACUUUCAUCUGUCCUCCAACUUCGAUCUUCGGGGAUCCCUGCUCACGGAGCAACAGCAGAUUAUUUGGGAGAGCCAGGGCUUGGCCCGAGAUGCACAAAUCAUUGAAAGUGCUGCUCUUCUCAGAGAAAUGCUAUCCCUACCCUAUGGAGCAUGUCCUAUUCCUCUGCUUUUGGAUCCCACACAGACAGCAGCCGAGUGGUUAAUGGCCCAUCUCAAAGGAAACGGAAAACCCUGCGAGUUAACCACCCACGGUAACGAGAGGCUAUCCUAUCAGUUAGAACUAGCAGUUCGGUUUGGAAAGACUCUUCUGGUGACAGACUGCGAGCAACUGCGUCCCCCUAUCCUGCAACUACUCCAGGGUCAUAUUUAUGUAAGAUUUAACAAGCGACAAUUAGCUAUUGGCACAAAGUUGGUGGAUCUUCAUGAGAGUUUCCAAUUGGUAUUGAUAAGUAAAUCCCAUCGUUUGGAUUUACCUGAAGAGCAGAGAAGUCAACUUAAUCUUCUGAGAUUUACGGUAACAGCAGCUGGAUUAGCCGAUCAAUUAAUGUCCAAGGCGAUUGUGUUGAAAAAUGCCGAGUUGGAGCAGCAGAGGAUAGAGCUCCUACAAAAGGAGGGAGAUCUUCUUAAGAAGCGAAUGGACAUGCAAGAUAAGCUCUUGGAGGAACUUUCUAAAUCAGAAGGAGAUAUCCUCCGAAAUGAGAAACUUUUGGCCAGCUUAAAUGAGGUUAAGCAAAGCAGCGCCCAAAUAGAUGAGGCCCUUAAGCAAAGUGGCCAUAUAAAGGAUACUCUACUUGCCGAAUUCGGUUCUCUUCGGGAACUUUGCUCGAAGGCCUCCGCAUUUUAUGCAGGUCUAAUACAGGGUUAUGAACUAUCGGCCUUAGUUUACAUAGAAUUAUUUUUGGGAGCUCUUUCCAAGAAUCAGCGAGAGGAGUCUAAGGUCUACGAAUUACUAGUGAGAAGUGUUUACAUGAAUUUAGCAAGAGCUACUUCCAGAGAUGGUCAGUUAUCAUUAUCCUUGUGGGUUUGUCAUCAGGCAUAUCCCGAUAGACUCAACCCCAAAGAGUGGGAGUUGUUUGUGAACAAUUUCAUGGGUAGUUCAGAUGGCAGUAUGAUUUUGAGCCAGCUGGGAAGACUACCCGAUUGCAUGCCCAAGGAGGCACAAUUAAAACUGGCCAUGCUGGUACAAUUGUUCCCGGAUUUACGAAGCAAACUCCAGUUGGAAAAGGACUAUAUUUGGCGGGGAUUCAUUGAGGCUCAAUCGGAUGAUAUCCUGCCUACCUUGGGAUCCAGUUUUCAACGUGUGCUUAUUGCCCAAAUUUUUCGACCCGACUUGAUGCUCCAUCAACUGAGAAAAGUGAGCAGUGAUCUACUGGGAAUUUCUUCAGAUGCAUCCACACAGCCUUCUGUGGAGCAGUUGCUGCAACAGAGCAGCUGCGAUCGACCUAUUCUGAUGAUUAGUCAGGCAGAAAAUGAUCCCACAACCGAACUGAGAAAGUGGGCCAAUCAAAAGUACAAAGAAAUGGCCAUUGGUAAGGGCGCAGAGAAGCGAGUUCUCGCGGAAAUGCGACAGGCUGCCAUUGAUGGUCACUGGUUGUGUGUGAAGAAUGUCCAUUUGGUGCCGCAAUUCCUAACUCAAAUAGAAAGGGAACUGAGUGAAAUUAAAAAGUCCAAGGACUUUCGAUUGUGGCUGUUGUGUGAGUCUACUGAAGGAUUUUCCGAGGCUGCCGUUUUUAAGUGCCUGAAAGUACGAUAUGAACAGCCCAAAGGACUCAAGCUAAUUGUGUUGCGUUUGCUUCAGAACUACGCAGCUGAACAGGAUCAGAGCUUCAAAAACCAACCAAAGAGUCUCAAGAUGAGACUGGUUUACUUUAUCCUAACCGCUGUACUCCAACAAAGGCGUCAAUUCAUACCGCAAGGCUGGUCCAAAUACUAUGAAUUUGGUGAAGCGGAUCUAAAGGCGGCAAUGGGUAUCCUUAAGUGGUUGGACCAGCAAUUAAAUUCUGGAAAAUGCGAUUGGCUGCUUUUACAACGUCUAAGUGAAGCUCUGGCUUUUGGUGGAAGAGUCAAUAACCUAAGGGACUUGGAGAUACUCAGAAUCUAUCUAAAUCAAUUCUGCUCAGCAGAUGUUUUAAGCAGUCGCUGGUCUCCUUUAGGACUCUCCCUAUCCAUACCGACUAGUAGUCAACUGCAGGACUAUUAUGCCACAUUGGAAAAGCUUCCUGAACACGACGAACCCAGUAUGUAUGGUUUGGCCAAUCAGGCACAACAACAACGUGAGAUUGAACAGGCUAAAAAAGUGAUAAAGGAACUAAGGGGAUUGCACUAUGGUAGGGUAUCAGCUGGAGGUUCGGGUGGUACAGGAAAAUCUAGGGGAAGUGAUCAGCUAACUGAUCGCCAAAAGUUGGAGCAGCAAAUUAAACCUCUAUUAAAUCUGUGGAGGAAAUUAGCUGGGUCGUGUACCAUAAUUCAAACAGCUAAGGAGGUGAAAGCCAAUUCUGGGGAAUCCCCUUGGUCACUUUUUGUGCUGGCUGAACUGAAAGUUGGUGCUGACCUAUACGGCACUGUUCACCAGACCUUAUCCCAAAUGCAUGCUUGGCUCAAGGACUCACAGGACGUGGAUGGCAAUUCUCUGAGAGCUCUGGCAGAGCAGCAGAUCCCAGCCAGUUGGUUGAAGCUAUGGAGCGGACCUGGCAGUAACAGUGCCGUGGACUUUUUAAGAGCCCUCAUUAUUCGAGCUCAAGCUGCCGAACUGCGAUUUCGGGAGCAACGGAAUCUGGAAUUUGGAGAGGAAAUCAACCUCGUCCAGGUCUUUAACUGUGAAAACCUUCUGGCCUGUUUGAAAUUGCUGCAAUCACGAAAGUUGGCUGUUUCCACCGAAAGGUUAGAGCUGCGGACUUGUGGGCCAUUAAAUUCGGAUGCAGAUUCCUCAGAUGUAAUACUAAAGCUGGCGCCUUUGAAGAUUGAUGGCGCCAAAAGUGGAAUGGAUAAAUCGAACCCCUUUUACAUCAGCUACAAGAUAAAGGAAGAGGCUAGUCAAUCUACUACCAACCCUUCAAAAUAUGGUAAAAAUUCGUUAUAUCCUAAACAAAAGAACGAAACGAAUCCCAAAUUGCCCUUAUAUUCUCGGAGCUCUCGGGACAAGUUGAUUUGCCAUCUAAAUGUUGAUAAUGUAACGGGCACCUCAGAGCAGAUUCUCCUGGCUGGAACAGCUUUAAUCGUUGAAGAUUACUAAGGAUCUAAUA